Maniola jurtina (meadow brown) is the source of this 2706-nucleotide messenger RNA. RefSeq names its product cytochrome P450 4g15 (gene Cyp4g15). The transcript is spliced from 9 exons. Gene Ontology annotation, molecular function: oxidoreductase activity, acting on paired donors, with incorporation or reduction of molecular oxygen; heme binding; iron ion binding. Bases 138 to 1817 code for a protein of 559 amino acids. NCBI's taxonomy places the organism in Eukaryota, Metazoa, Arthropoda, Insecta, Lepidoptera, Nymphalidae. The record is from RefSeq and is a predicted model, not a curated record.
CGCAGGAAAUUAAUAGAUAGUCACAACUGAGACGCGGUUAGUGGUUAUCCCUUAGCCAGAUUUUAGUAUAUAAUAUAUAUUAUAAUAUAGUGUUUGCCCAAGAGAGCUGAUCCUUACAAAAGUAAAACACCUUCAAAAUGAGCUACACGGCUGCCGAGAGCGUCCUGGUGUCCAGUACGUGGGCAGCCACCAACCUGUUCUAUCUGCUGCUGGUCCCUGCUCUUCUUCUAUGGUACUCUUAUUGGAGGGCUUCUAGAAGACACUUGUACGAGCUAGCGGAGAAGAUUCCAGGACCUUCUGGAUAUCCGCUAAUUGGAAAUGCUCUGGAAUUUACUGGAGGCUCAGUUGAUAUUUUCAAGCGAAUCAUGGCGAGGAGCGAACAGUUCGAACAUGAGAGUGCCGUCAAAAUUUGGAUUGGUCCCAGACUCCUCGUGUUUUUAUAUGACCCACGAGAUGUCGAACUUAUCCUCAGCAGCAAUGUCCACAUUGACAAGGCAGACGAGUACAGGUUCUUCAAACCCUGGCUUGGAGACGGCCUACUUAUCAGUACGGGUCAAAAGUGGCGCUCCCACAGAAAACUUAUUGCUCCUACUUUCCACUUGAAUGUGCUUAAGAGUUUUAUCGAGCUCUUCAACGCCAACUCCAGGACCGUGGUUAACAAACUCAAGAAAGAAGCUGGCACCUUUGAUUGCCAUGACUACAUGAGCGAGUGCACCGUUGAAAUCCUGCUUGAAACUGCUAUGGGUGUAAGCAAAAGCACCCAAGACCAAAGUGGAUUUGAAUAUGCAAUGGCCGUCAUGAAAAUGUGCGAUAUUUUACAUUUGAGACACACAAAGAUCUGGCUCCGACCUGAUCUGUUGUUUAACUUUACUCAGUACGCUAAGAUACAAAAUAAUCUUCUCAGUGUGAUUCACGGAUUAACGAAAAAGGUCAUUAAAAGGAAGAAGGAAGAGUAUAAGAACGGCAAAAAGUCGGUCGUUGCUGAUACAGAGGAGAAUGGUGUGAAUAAAGAUGCUAUGCCUACAAAGGUUACAUCCGUCGAGGGUCUGUCGUUUGGCCAGUCAGCAGGUCUUAAGGAUGAUCUAGAUGUGGAUGAAGACGUUGGACAGAAAAAACGGCUUGCUUUCUUGGAACUUCUCCUUGAAAGUGCACAGGGUGGAGUUGUUAUCUCCGAUGAAGAAAUUAAAGAACAAGUAGAUACCAUUAUGUUUGAGGGGCAUGACACAACGGCUGCUGGUAGCAGUUUCUUCUUGUCUCUAAUGGGAAUCCAUCAAGAUAUACAAGACAGAGUUGUUGAAGAAUUGGACCACAUAUUCGGUGACUCCGAUCGCCCUGCCACUUUCCAAGAUACUUUAGAGAUGAAGUACUUGGAAAGAUGCCUCAUGGAAACUCUUCGAAUGUUCCCGCCAGUACCAAUCAUUGCCCGGCACUUAAAGCAGGAAAUCACCCUGCCUUCCAACGGCCUAAAAGUGCCAGCUGGUACGACCAUCGUAAUUGGAACCUUCAAAUUGCAUCGAAGUAAAGAUGUCUAUCCGAAUCCUGAAAAGUUUGACCCUGAUAAUUUCUUACCAGAGCGCUCUGCGAACCGUCACUACUAUGCCUUCGUACCGUUCUCAGCUGGUCCUAGGUCCUGUGUUGGUCGCAAAUACGCAAUGUUAAAACUAAAGAUUCUUCUAUCUACAAUCCUGAGAAAUUUCCGUGUUUAUUCUGACCUGAAGGAAUCAGAUUUCCAACUUCAAGCUGACAUUAUCCUAAAACGAGCUGAAGGAUUUAAAGUACGCCUAGAACCACGAAAAAGGACUGCAAAGUCCUACUAAUAGAUACAGAUAAUAAAAUUAUGAUGUGAAAUAUUAAUGUAAUAAAACUUUUAUAUAUUUUUAUUUUCGUAAAAAAAGAGUGAAUGGCGUUGUUUUGCUUUUAUAAAAGCAGCUGCUUGUGUAAUAGCAUACCUCGAACGCGGGGCAUUGGGUACUCUUUAUUCUACAGGCUUAUCAAAGCACCAAAGUAUUUUGAUAAUAAGUUACUUGAAAUUUGAUUUCAGGCAUAAACUUACUAUUAUAACGUUAAAAUAAACAAACUGUUUAUGAUUUCCUGUAGUAAUAAGAUAAAUUAUUAUGAAUAAAAAGAGGUUCAGGCUUAAAAUCUUAAUAUUAUAAUGUAAAAAGAAAAGUCCUGACUCGCUCACUGACUGACUCAUAAACGCCCAACCCAAAUCCUUGGACCUAGAAGUUGAAAUUUGACACAGAGGUUUCCUUUAUAUUUUAAACAAGGAAUAAGACCGGAUUUUUCAAAAUUCCCACGAGAGCCAAGCCGCGGGCGGUCGCUAGUUUAAUAAAAGAAUAAGGUAUGAAUAUAAUAUUUUCACUAUUCAAAUUACGAGUAUCUUUUGAAAGUGGCGAUAGUUCAGAACAAUGUACUUAGGUACCUACUUACUUAACAGACCACAUACUGUAAUAUUAACUGUUUUUAGUGUUAAUAUCAUAUUGUGAUACCAGUACUGACUAAAUUAUUGAUAGUUUUAUUUCUAAGGAAGUUUUAUAUGUAGGGUGAUAAAAUUAAUGGGAGCGAUCAAGUUUUAAGUUAUUAAAACUUUGGUUAAUAUUGUUUGUUAUUAUUAGGUAAAUUAAUUAAUCGCUGUAAAUAGUAACUUACUUGCAUUUGUUAUUGCAAAUAUGAAGGGUAUUAAUUAAUAAACGUUUAAAAUUA